This is a messenger RNA of Anolis carolinensis (green anole), 2396 nucleotides long. RefSeq names its product cholinesterase. Gene Ontology annotation, biological process: acetylcholine catabolic process; choline metabolic process. The transcript has 4 exons. Lineage: Eukaryota; Metazoa; Chordata; Lepidosauria; Squamata; Anolidae. Gene Ontology annotation, cellular component: plasma membrane. Gene Ontology annotation, molecular function: acetylcholinesterase activity. The record is from RefSeq and is a predicted model, not a curated record. The coding region runs from base 19 to 1866 and encodes 615 amino acids.
GCUGGAGGGAGGAAAUAAAUGCUUGGUUUCAUCACAGGCAGGACUUGGAGAGCAAAAGGGUUUAAAAGGGGAAGAGUGAAGAAGGGAAGGCAGGUGUUGCUGAAGGGGAAGAGAAGGAGGCAGCCGGGAACCGAGGAGAGGGCCACGACUGAAGCUGCCAUGAUGCUUGGUCUUCCUUUUCCUGGUUUCUGUUUCCUCUUCCUCCUCUUUUCUUUGGCAUCCAGUUCUCCUACUGGAGAUGGCACUGUGGUGAACACCAAGAGUGGCCCCGUUAAAGGGAAACUUCUCUCAGAAAGCUCUAGUCCUGUGAUGGCCUAUCUGGGCAUCCCUUAUGCUGAGCCUCCCUUGGGGAACCAGCGUUUCCAGAAGCCUCGUCCACAUCAGCCCUGGAGACAAGUCUUGGAGGCUAACAACUUUGGCAAUGCCUGCUCCCAGAUCACUUACCCAGAGUCGCCUGAUUCAAAGGCAUGGGCUCUCAACAGGCCUGUGUCAGAAGACUGCCUCUUUCUCAACAUCUGGGUGCCCCAUCCACAGCCCUCUACACCAAUUCCCAUUCUUGUCUGGAUCCAUGGCGGGGGAGGAUUUUCCUCUGGCUCAGGUUCUAUGAAAUUAUAUAAUGGAGCUUCCUUAGCUGCAAGAGAGAAGGUCAUUGUGGCCUCCAUCAACUACCGCCUGGGCCCUCUGGGCUUCCUUUAUUUGCCACCAACAAUUCCAGGAAAUAUGGGCCUGUUGGAUCAACAGUUAGCACUGACCUGGGUGAAGGAGAAUGCAGCUGCUUUCAGUGGAGAUCCCAAUAAGAUAACCAUUUUUGGCCACAAUGGUGGGGCAGUAUCUGUAGGUUUGCACCUCCUUUCUCCAAGAAGCCAGCCACUUUUCAGCCAAGCUAUCCUGCAGAGUGCAGUUCCCAAUGUGCUCUGGGGAUGGAAACGUCCUGAGGAGGUUAAGCAGAAAACCCUUGCUCUCAGUCAGCUUCUGGGAUGUGUGGAAAGGGAUGAAAAUGCUGUACUGCGCUGCCUUCAGGGAAAAAAUGCAACCGAAUUUAGUCAACAGGAGUUAGCUAUGAUGCAGAUGCAGGAGUUCCUUCUGGAUGUUCCAUUCUUACCAACCACGGAUGGGGACUUUUUGCCUGAGGACCCACAAAAACUACUCCAGUCAGGACACAUCCAGGUCAAACCAAUUCUGCUCGGUGGCACUUCGGAUGAAACAGCUCAUUUUGUGCCGUUUUACUACCCUGAUGUCAAGGAUGGCUUGAUCUCUUGGGAUCAACUUCUGAAAAUAGCAAAGAGGACAAUUCGCAAUGUGAGUCCUGAAGAUGUGAAGGCUGUGGCACUGAAGUACAGUGAAGACCAUCAGGGUGCUGCACAGUACCGGUCAGCCAUGACUCAGAUGGUCAAUGAAUAUGGGUUUUGGUGCCCAUUAGCUGAAUAUGCGGCAACGGUCCAAAAAGCUGGGAGUCCUGUGUAUGCUUACAUCUUCUCUCACCACACUUCUGGUUCAGCCUCCCCUGAGUGGUUUGGUGCUCCUCAUGGUGCUGAACUACCAUAUGUAUUUGGUCACCUUGAGUUGGCUGUGGCGGUCAACAAAACGUAUACAGAAGCUGAGGCUGCAUUGAGCCAUAGAAUCAUGCGCUAUUGGGCAGAGUUCGCCAGAAGUGGGAAUCCCACAGGGUUAAAGGCCAAGGUGGGAAAGUGGCCGCUCUACAAUGCCGCGCAGAAGAAGGUCUUCCUUCUUAACACUGAGGUGCCUCAAAAUCCACUGGUCUCGCCUGCCCGCCACUGUGAUUUCUUGAAACCAUAUUCUGCACAGUCAAACAAAUCUAAUGAGGGUUCUCUUUCACCAAGUGAAGAUGGGAAGAAAUCCCAGUAGUGGGCAUCUCCAUGAAUAAUCAGCAAGCCUUCUUACAGAUUUAGAUGCUGAUAAAGUGACAAAAGGAAUCAGAGAAAGAAGAAAUAGAUUGAUUGGAUUGUGGAUGAUUCACAAUCCCCAUCGGAAGUGGGGACUCACCUUAUUCAUACAUGGGACAACCCAUAUUCCUUUUCCAUAAUAGGUACUCCAAAAACAGAUUAAAAAAUUUCCUGGAAGCCUUAAGAAAUGACAAGCUAUUACAAAACAAAACAAGAACAAACACACUCACACAUGCACAAAACACCCCCCCCCCCCCCCACCAAAACCUUCAAACAUCCUUUCAUGCUGAAUAUGCCCCAUUGUUUUUGGGAAACUUUGCUGCGAAUGUGAUGCUUUAAGCCAGAACCCCAUUAAUAAUCCACUUUUUGUAUGCCUGCAAUCCACGCUUUUGCCACUGAACUCUGAGGAAUGCAUCUUUUCUAUUGUCUCAAGAAAGCAUUUCUAGUAGUUUACUGUAGAAUUAAAUAAAAAUCCUGAAUUACAUUAUAAAA